This is a messenger RNA of Nycticebus coucang (slow loris), 9423 nucleotides long. It is a transcript of the gene GRAMD1B, whose product is annotated as GRAM domain containing 1B. NCBI's taxonomy places the organism in Eukaryota, Metazoa, Chordata, Mammalia, Primates, Lorisidae. Gene Ontology annotation, molecular function: sterol transfer activity; sterol binding. Gene Ontology annotation, biological process: intracellular sterol transport. The transcript has 17 exons. The coding region runs from base 2646 to 4742 and encodes 698 amino acids. Gene Ontology annotation, cellular component: endoplasmic reticulum-plasma membrane contact site; plasma membrane; endoplasmic reticulum membrane. The record is from RefSeq and is a predicted model, not a curated record.
UUUUGGAUAAUGAAUACAUUCACUUGGUAAAUAUUUUGUGAGCACCCUGAUACCUGUUUCUCUCUUAUCCAAAAUUCCUGGGAUCAAAAGUGUUUAGGAUUUAGAGCUUUUUCAGACGUGGAAAUAGUUUCAUAUUUGUAAUGACCUAAGUCUAAACAUGAAAUUCAUUUAUGCUUCAUCUGCUGUUUAUCCACAUAGCCUGAAGGUAACGUUUUACAGUAUUUUAUGAUAAUUUUGUGCAUGAAACAACGUUUUGACUGUAGUUUGACUGCAAGUUGUCUGACGAGAUCAGCUGUGAGAUUUUACACUCGUACCCUUGUGUCAUGGCUCAGAAAGUUCCGGAUUCGGGAACGUUUUGGAUUUUCGUGUUAAGGAUGCUCAACCUGUAUUUGAAACACUGGGCUAAGUGCUGGAGAAGAUGCAGGCCUGUAGGGGGUGCUGUUCCUCCCUGGGGAAGCUGGUAGUCUUAAGGCGUGACUGAGUGUAUGAUGAAUGGAGCGAUGGCCGGGGCCGGGGGGUGCCCGUGGAGACAGGCAUGUAGGAGCUCGUCAGGAGAGGGUUUCAGGGAAGAUUCACACUCUUCCUCUAUUUUGUCAAACACUGUUUACCUGGGUGGACCCAGCUUCUUCUGAGUUAGUAUCUUCGGCUUUGGAACCCGGGAGUCUACAUUUUGUUGUUGUUGCUGUUGUUUUUAUUUUUAUUUAUUUAUUUUUAAAGACAGUCUCAAGCUGUCGGCCUGGGUAGAGUGCUGUGGUGUCACAACUCACAGCAACCUCAAACUCGGGACCAUUGAGCGAUUCUCUUGCCUCAGCUUCCCAGGUACCUGGGACUAUAGGCACCCACCACAAUGCCUGGCUAUUUUUUGUUGCAGUUGUCAUUGUUGUUUUAGCUGGCUCGGGCUGGGUUUGAACCUGUGUGCCUCAGUUUGUGUGGCCAGCACCCUACCCACUGAACUACAGGCACUGCCAGAGUCUACAUUUUUUAAAUGUAUUUACCGAGUCAUCUUUAAGAACACUCAAGUUUGAGUGCAGGUGACUUUGUCCAAGACUCCUAGCACCAAGUCCCCAUUCUUCAUUUUUUUUUGUCAUAUGCAGCCUCAAGAUCCUCUGUGAGGUGCCAUAGGCAAAGUGGCAUUUCCAGGCAGGGGGAGAGAGCACCCUAUUUGUUUCAAGGGUCUGACUUUUCCUGGGAAGCCACAUCUCCCCAGGACCACUGCUGUCUCACCCCUGUGCUGAAGGCCUCAGCCUGGAGCCUUUCUUGCCCUCCUGGACCUGGUUUGGACCAUUUCUCUCCCUGGACUUUGCUGCUUCCUUUUGAGCAAAUACUCAACUCUCUACCCUUAGCGUUGUUGCUUUACCCUCAAGGUCUGGGCUACAUCUGGGGAUCCUCUCCGCCUUGGUCCCCUCCUGCCAGUGCUCAAAGUGGGGUAGCACCCCAGGAAAGAAAGGAGAUGCCUAAGACAGACCCCAGAGCUGUUGACUUCAACUUCUUCCCCACCAGCAGGGUUCAAACUAGCUCAAGGGGACGCCCCAGUCUGCACUGCUGUUCCAGGGAAGUUGGUGGAUAGAUGGGUCAGUGAGGGGACAGUGCUGUCUGCAAGAAGCCUGUGGCUGUUUGAGUCUCAAAUUUCAGAUUUCAUCACAACAGCAGUACCCUGGUACCUCCCUCCCCGCUCCCCCCCCCAAAGCCCUGGCCAGCAACGUUCUGUGGCAGGAAACAUCUGCUGGGGAGGCCAGGCAAGGCUGAGGGUUACUGGAGGACGUUGGCCAGGACCAUCACCCAGAUCUUGUAACUUGAAGCAUGUGGUGUAGGGCUCCUGCCCUGCCCGCCCACCCGCCCUGCCCCCCUCCCUCCUGCCCCUGGUGACUCUAACAAAGAACUUGUUUGCUGCUCGGGCAAGAGGAGCACAGGCUGAGAAAAGGGGUGUGUGUCGGGCUGGGGGUGAGAGCAGGCCCUGCUGCUACAGCCACUGGCCGCCACUGUGCCUGGGUGAGGGCUGUGAGUCAUAGUGACCAGCCCCCGCCCAGGGGAGAGAUUGCACACUGAUUAAACGUGCCGCUGAUGGGCCAGACUACAUGUGGGGAGCUGAGCCGCUGAUUUCCUCCUGGAAGCUUCAGACCAACCAUGGGUGACUCUGCAGACUGUGAGUAACCAGCGGAGUGAGAGCCUGGACCCAGCUCUGAGUCAUCUACCUGCCAAGUUUGCCUACCUGCCCACCGCAGGCCCUGCCCUUCAGGACCCUCAGCUGGCCUAGCGCACCUGCCGUGCUGUCUGCGUCCUCUGGACUCUUGGGGUAACCGCAUUGACCAGGAGGAGGUGCUCAACCACACCCCCUCUGGGAUCCUCUCAGGCAGCAGAGAAGGACAGAGCGGACAGAGAGCCCAGCCAUGGGAGGCUGGCAGGUCAGCUUGGUCUGAGAGCCACACUGACCUCUUAUAUUGACUUCUUAUGUGGGGCUUUCACACUGGGGACUCCGCCAUAGGAGAGGAAAGGACAUCAGCGCCUCGCAGACCCUCUGCCGAGAAACCAGAGGUCGCCCAGCUGCUUCAGGACAGGCGAGGCUGAUUCGUUUCAUCCUGUGGGGACAGUUGGGAAUUAGAGCUCAAGGAGGUGGGCUUCAUUGAGAGGGGCAGCCUGGGCAGGCGAUGGAAUCUUUGACGGAGUCAGGGGUCCUCUGGAGCCUCCUGCUGGAGCAGGACAGCCAGGCACUGCGGAGUCACCUGACGAGGUUUACCGAUGUGCCCGCGGGUGCCGAACACUGUUGCUGGCAUGGAUCUGAGGAAAUCCCUGCCGUGUUAAGCCCCACUUACAAGCAGAGAAAUGAAGACUUCAGGAAGCUCUUUAAGCAACUUCCAGACACGGAGCGCCUCAUUGUGGAUUACUCAUGCGCACUCCAAAGAGACAUCCUCCUUCAGGGCCGACUCUACCUCUCUGAAAACUGGAUCUGCUUCUAUAGCAACAUCUUCCGCUGGGAAACUCUGCUGACAGUCCGUUUGAAAGACAUCUGCUCCAUGACAAAAGAAAAAACAGCUCGCCUCAUUCCUAACGCCAUCCAAGUUUGCACUGAUUCAGAAAAGCACUUUUUCACUUCCUUCGGGGCCCGGGAUCGAACGUACAUGAUGAUGUUUCGGCUCUGGCAGAACGCGCUCCUAGAAAAGCCUCUAUGUCCCAAGGAGCUCUGGCACUUUGUCCACCAGUGCUACGGGAACGAGUUGGGCCUCACCAGUGAUGACGAGGACUAUGUACCCCCUGAUGAUGACUUCAACACGAUGGGCUACUGUGAGGAGAUCCCUGUGGAAGAGAACGAAGUGAAUGACAGCUCUUCCAAAAGCAGCAUAGAGACCAAGCCGGACGCCAGCCCUCAGCUGCCCAAGAAAUCCAUCACCAACAGCACGCUGACGUCCACGGGCAGCAGCGAAGCCCCCGUCUCGUUCGACGGGCUGGCCCUGGAGGAGGAGGCACUGGAGGGAGAUGGGUCCCUGGAGAAGGAGCUGGCCAUCGACAGCAUCAUAGGGGAGAAGAUGGACAUCAUCGCUCCGGUGACCUCCCCCUCACUGGACUUCAACGACAACGAGGACAUCCCCACCGAGCUCAGUGACUCCUCUGACACCCAUGACGAAGGAGAAGUCCAGGCCUUCUAUGAGGACCUGAGCGGCCGGCAGUAUGUGAAUGAAGUCUUCAACUUCAGCGUGGACAAGCUGUACGACCUCCUUUUCACCAACUCACCCUUCCAGCGGGACUUCAUGGAGCAGCGACGCUUCUCUGAUAUCAUUUUCCAUCCUUGGAAAAAGGAAGAGAAUGGAAACCAGAGCCGAGUGAUUCUUUACACCAUCACCCUCACCAACCCUCUGGCUCCCAAAACUGCCACUGUCAGGGAGACCCAGACCAUGUACAAGGCCAGCCAGGAGAGUGAAUGUUACGUCAUUGACGCCGAGGUCCUCACGCACGACGUGCCGUAUCACGACUACUUCUACACCAUCAAUCGCUAUACUCUGACCCGCGUGGCUCGCAACAAGAGUCGACUCAGGAUCUCCACAGAGCUGCGCUAUCGGAAACAGCCCUGGGGGUUAGUGAAAGCCUUCAUCGAGAAGAACUUCUGGAGUGGGCUGGAGGACUACUUCCGCCAUCUAGAGAGUGAGUUGACCAAAAUGGAGAGCGCCUACCUGGCUGAGAUGCACAGACAGUCUCCCAAAGAGAAGGCCAGCAAGCCCCCGACGGUGCGGAGAAGGAAGCGUCCCCAUGCCCACCUGCGGGUCCCUCACCUGGAAGAGGUGAUGAGCCCUGUUACCACGCCCACUGAUGAAGAUGUGGGCCACAGGAUCAAGCACGUGGCAGGUUCCACGCAGACACGGCAUAUCCCCGAGGACAGCCCCAACGGUUUCCACCUGCAGAGCGUGUCCAAGCUGCUGCUGGUUAUCAGCUGUGUUCUGGUGCUGCUGGUCAUUCUUAACAUGAUGCUCUUCUAUAAACUCUGGAUGCUGGAAUAUACCACACAGACCCUCACUGCCUGGCAGGGUCUCAGGCUACAAGAAAGGUUACCCCAAUCUCAGACAGAAUGGGCCCAGCUUUUAGAGUCCCAACAAAAGUACCACGAUACUGAGCUACAAAAAUGGAGGGAGAUCAUCAAAUCCUCAGUGAUGCUCCUGGACCAGAUGAAGGACUCGCUCAUCAACCUCCAGAGCGGCAUCAGGUCCCGGGACUACACGUCCGAAAGUGACGAGAAGAGGAACCGCUAUCAUUGACCAGGCAGGAGCAGGGGUGGCUGCAAGAGGCCUGUGCAAUACAUGUACAUAGACCAUAUAAAUAUAUAUAAAUAGAUAUAUAUACAGAAUAUAAAUAUAUAUAUUAUAUACAGAUUUUAAACAGAUAAUGCUUAUGUACCAGGGAGAAGGAGCGGGACCUCCCGCCCCCUGUGCUGGCCGGAGCAGCGCUUUCCUUCUGUAGAGGGGCUGAGGAGGGCAGGGACCACCUCUCAGUGCCGACCUCCCCUGACCCUCCUCCCAUCCUCUGCUCCCCACCCCUUCCCUUGCUGGCCACUGUUGGCUCUUAGAAGGGAAAUGCUGAGCCAAAGCCAUGCCUACGAAGACCCUAGGGUCUGGAAAAGAAGUCUCACGGGGGCAUUGCUUAAGGUGCUUCAUUCCCUAAUCCCCUUUUGAUUUGUUUCCAAAAUAAAGGAGAAUCGUUUCUUCUCUACCCCAUACUUCCCCCGGCGUUCUCUUGGGAACAUGGAAGCACCAAGGGCAGGAGCCCCAUCUAAACUGGCCCGUAGGAGGCCACCCACUUGAUACGGACCAUACAGGAAGCGUCAGGUGGAGAGGACUGUCUGAAAGCUGGGAAGGCUGCGUUUGUGGGGUUGCAGGCUCCUGAGGACUCGCGCUCGGAAGGGGAUUCCCACCAAUCGCUCCUGCACCUUCCUCCGACCUGUGUGGGGUGUGGACCCAAUAAGGGCUGGGGAUUUCUGAUUUUCCCACCUCCUUUCUCUCUGGUCUUCCCCCAGGCUGGAUCUGGGGGAAGUGUCACUUUCUAGUGCCUAAAGUCCUCUUGUUUCUCUGUGCCUUAAGAGCACAUUGUUUAUUAGCCAGGGUGGAGCGUUUUCGACCUUGUUACACCUCUUUUAUUAGUGGUUAUAAGCCAGUCAGGUCUGUGGCUCUAACUCCUUCACUUGGAGCUGUCGUUUUGAUUUCUAGGAUUAGUUAGGGUGUCCUGGGCCAUCCAGGGUUUGAGAGAGGGAGGAUGCCCUAGCCACAUCGGAGUUGCAGGGUCUACCCACAGAAUGCUGUGUGAGAAGUGAGCCAAGGCACGCGCUGGGUUGCCAGUAGCACUUAGUUCUAAGUGUAGAGCCACCAUUAGCCAAUGGAGACAAUUAUCUGGGAUACUUUGCAUAUGGAGAAAACAUCUAAGCCAUUGGAGGGAAGGAUUUGGCCCAGGCGCAGAAGUCUGGGCAAAAAAAGCCCUGAUGAUAUAUCUGCCCCAGGGGAGCCAUUCUAAAUUCUGAGUUUCUCAGACUUGGGAGCGGGAGUUCUGGUGGAGAAAGGGGUGCAAAUCCUUCUCUGGUCUCUGGCCCCAGAGAAGUGUAAGAUCACAAAGGAAUAGAAAUUUCUGGGUUAGAAGAGGGAGCCAUCUGGAGCCGAAGGGUUGGCCCACUGGGACCAGUGCAUAGAUUUGAAUUCAUGGGCCCCUUCUGGGCACAUUCAUCCUUCUUCUCGGGCUAAUUUCUGUUUCUCCAUUUAAUGAGCAAAAGAGUCCUGCCAGCCCCAGGCAGAGCUCAUAGAGAUUCUUGAAUAGGAAAGAAUCACAGCCAGUUUGGCAGGGAGAGCUCUUCAGGAUUGCUUGCUCUCCUUCUGGCCUUCUCAUGUUAGAGACAGAGGGAACCCUGAACCCCAGAUAUCCCAGAGCAUCAGCACAAAGGGAGGAAAAUUUUAUCACUGUCCUACUUCAGUGACACAGUUGUUUUCUUUAAACAUUCUGGCACCUUUGGCAAUUAAAAAAAAAGAAAGUGUUUAAUUUUUUAGUGAGCCCAAGGCCUAGAUAUUUCCCUAGGAGCAGGAUCAGAAAAGAGGAGGGUCCAUGCCCAGGUCACUCCCCAAGGGAGAAGGAUAAGAAGGCUCCAGGUAGCCAGCUAAAGUUGCUAUCUGUCCCCCAGAGAAGGAGAUGCGAAGUUACAUUGCAUCCCCCCCGAAGGUCCCUGUAAAGUUCUUGUCAGGACGUGAGUGAGGGUCAAUGCUCUUGGGCCCUGAGCAUGGUACAGACUGCCAGAAAUUUCCCCUUGGGGUAGCUGAAAGUCAAAACUACUCCCAGAAACUCUUGAAUGAAAAUAAAUACAUAUAUAUUUUCUACUUUGAAACCAGGAGAAAAUUAACAAUUCAUCCCCAAACAAAAUCUUUUUCCCCUUUGUCAAUAACUUUCGAAAGAAAAGGGAACUCACGCUUGCAGUCUGGGAGUGAAACAAAUAGCACUGUAACUGCCGCGUGAGAAAGGGCAAACUACCACUGUUUACGUUACUUCCAGCCAGCGCUCUUGUUGUUAACACAGGAACUCUGAGACCACACAGGGGUCUUUCUGCGAGGAUUUAUGUGGCAGACCAUUUGAGAGUUUGCACUCAGUAAUUAAAGAAUUUGCAGAGUUUCUAACCAGGUGAAGAACAGGUGAAUGGGUCGGAACGUCUGCUCUGCUUACUGUGGAAGGGUGAUAAGGUCGGCCUCCAAGAAGCCCAUCAUGCCCACAGUGCGUGCCCUUCCCCACUCACCUCCCUGGGGCAUGGGGACAUCAUCUCAGGCCACCAAGAUCAGCAACUUGACGCUUUCUCUGAAAAGCACCGGACUGAGAGUUGUAAGACCUAGACCCUGCUGUUGACUAGUUUCGUGGGCCUUGGGCAGGUCACACCCCCCUCUGAGAGCUUCAGUAGCCUCCUGUAACAGGAGGUGGGGGUCACUAGGUUAACUUGAAGGUGGGUUCCAGUGUUGGUAUCAUGUUUGAGAUUAGGCCUGAGGCUGGCAAGACUGAGUUUCCUCAGAAUUGGAAGUUGCCCUGCCAGGAGGGAACACAUUUUCUGGGCUAGAGCUUCCUUGGUAUUUAGAGGUGUGGUACGCAUGUCUAAGAUCCUAGGAAAUCCAGGAUAGUGAAAAUGUCUAUAGGAUUAGAGAGGCCCAGUGUCAGAGAGAUUCAGUUUGAUGUAUUGCUCAGUAUUAACUUUGGGGGGGGGGAUCUUCCUUCUCUUGCCUACUCUUAGUUUGGGGAAGGGCCUUCCCUUGGGCUUUUUCUAAGCCAGGAAAAGAUCGUCUUAUCUUAGAGGGCACCCAUCUUUCAUCUCUAGGCGUUAUGAUGCCUUUCUUCUACCCAAACUUCCUCAGAUAGAGGAAGCAGUGGAGAGAAGCCAUGUCCAGUUCUAGCACUUCUCAGCCAGAACCCUGUUGGGGUUUGGACUAAGUAUGAAGCUUUGGCUAAAAUCCCUGGGUUGCCUUCGAGCCCUGACACUAAGAACCUAGGAGAUAAGGAGUGAGGAAGAACAGAGACCUUAGAGGAAGGCUUUGUUAGAAGUAGAUUGUCUCCAUGUCCCACGCAGACUAUGCCUGUUACGUUUGCAGCCAGCAGCUCUAGGAUGAGAACCUGGGUUAGGGACUAGGGGAAGAAUCUUUCUGGACUUUUAGUGGCUCCAGGAGGGUCCUUUCUGUGCCAUACUAUGCCACUUCUUAAGCUCUGUAGGACAGCCAAAGCCAACCCUUCCCUCCAAGGGUCCCCAGGCGAAGCAGCACUCUUCUCUCUUGCCCCAGAUGGCCCUGCACCCCAGGUACCCCCACUGCCUCUUCCAGUAGGUACCUGCAGGACCUCUCUUCCUGACCCUCCCCCCCCCCAGCUGUCUAGGCUAUGGGGUGAUCAUCCCAUUCCUCUGACAUCCUUGAACCCUCCUCCCCCAACCUCUAGCAGGCUGGCCCCACUCCCCUCCGCCUCUGUGUUUUCUUCUAGAAGAUGUGUUUUGGGUUGCAGAGGAGCAUUUUUCUGGGAAGGACGUCUUUUAAUGCCUGCUUUCCAAACGAGAAGCAGGAAUUUGCACAUGGUGUAGAGAGCUCUCCUUCCCACCUCUCUGCCCAGCCUCAUUACCUCAUUCCUGCUCUGGCCACCGCUGUGGUGAGCCCAGCCAGCUCCCGAUUUUGAUGUUCUGUGGGACAGGGCAAGGGUCUUGUGACUCAAGGUCCUCUGCAGGCCCUGGAGCCCGGAUCGGAGCCUUUGCUGCCGGUAAGAAGCACCUUGCCUGCCAAGAAGAGCUGCUACCCAACGAUCUCCCCAACAUGUGAAGGCUUAAAGAACACUGUCAUCUCUGCCCCUCAGCUGUCCUGGCUUCUGUCCACACAAUAAGACAUUGCAGAAGCAAAACGGCUGCCUCUGCUCCAGGGAGGACAGCUGGCUCUGUCUGGGGAGGUGGAGUGGGCUUGGGUGCCAUGUGCUGAGAUCACAUUGUGAAAGCAACCAUCUUUGCCGACAGCUGUGUGUGACUCCCCACAUUUCCCUGCUCUGCACUCUAGGGCCAGACCACUCUCUGCAUGGACCAGACCAUCUUCCCAAACCCAUGGUGCUUUUCCCCCCCACUCAACCUAGACUCCAAGGUGGGGAGGGACAAGUCAGAGGCCACAGGUGGCCCCUGGAUAAUCCUGACACAGGGUGGGGUGGGGCGGGGCAGGGCAGAAGGGAGCAGCCCCCAACACUGCACUGGGCCAUAUACCAGAAAGAACGGAUGGAUUGCAGUGGAGUUGUCUGGCCGUCUGUAUGUGGAUCUAUAACUGUACUUUGCCUGGCGCUGUGCGCAGGGUCUGAAAACUUACUGCUAGUACCUAGAAACACACAAGGCUACCCAGCCAAAUCUUAAUGUAAAGUAGCUAGAACCAUGGGAGUACAGUAUGAAUUAAAAGAAAAAAGUGUUGAACUACA